AUGGUGUAUGAUCCAAUAAGAGAUUGCGAGGUCCCUUCACCUGCUGUGAAUAAGAAUGAUCCUUGGAAUUACCCCACGCCACCACCGGCAGAACGAGAUGCGACGUCAAACCACAUUCACGAUCACAACAAUGGAAGACCAGCAUAUCCUCAACACUCCGCAUCGUAUUCACCACCACCUCCCGGAGCUGGAUCAAGUAAUUUAAGAGGGUUAUUGAAUGAAGGUCCAACAUCAAUAGCUUCGUCUGAUUCAAGAAGAAGAAGUGAUAGAACUACUUCAGUAUCUUCAAUACCUGAAGAUUCAGUAGGAGGAGGAGGAGGAGGAGGAGGAGGAGGAGGAGGAGAUGGAGAUGGAUCAAGAUCACAUAUACAUCGAUUAUUGAAUAAUACCAAUAGUUCUACUCAACCUAUUUCCAAGACCAAUUCAAACUCUUCAUUACCUAGAUCAUCACCUUCAAAUCCAUCACCUGGAUCAAGACAUCAUUUGCUUGACCCAAAUGGUUUCUUGACUCCCGCUACGCCUGCUUCUGCUUAUCCAAGAUCAAGAUCAACCACUUCUAAAUCACCUCAUCCUCAAAUAAGUCCUCACAAGUCUACUGUACCUCUACCAUACAAUCAGAACCCACACCAAUACCAACAGCAUCAACAUCAACAUCAGUAUCCUUAUGAGCAGGGUUAUCCUGUACAAUACGGUGAACCAUCAUCGCAACAACACAGAAGGGAAUCUUCGGGUGCAAGUCAAGGUCAAAGACCAAUGUUACCACCUCAGCAACCUAUUCAUCCGCAUGAUGUCUACCAUUAUGAACAACAUCAACAACAUCAGCAUCAGCAGCAGCAGCAGCAGCAACAACAACAACAGCAGCAGCAGCGGACGCCAGGGGUGAUAUAUCAACAAUUACCCAUUCGCUCACCAUCCGUAUCAGUCUCCCCUAGAAGUCAACAACAUUCUUUACCUUAUUCUUCUUCAAGACCAGGUUCAUCAGCUAGUAAUUCGCAUCCUUUCGCAUAUCAAAUGCAACAUCAUCCUCACUCUCAAGUAGUCUCACCGAGUACUUCCACUCGUAGAUUAUCAGAAGAUCAGCCUAGGCCAACUUCAACGAGUUCGGCAAGUGGAAGGCGUUAUACCGAUCCAAAUUCCGCUGUCAUUCCAACACCGAUUCGUAGAUCAAGUCAAACUUCUACAUCUGGAUUCGCACAUCAGAUGACACCUAUACGAUCACCUUCGCCCAUAGUCCAAGGUAUACCUUAUAACCCUCAUCGAAUCAGUCAACCUGAAAGUAUACUUCAACCAAUAGGAUCGGAUGAAUUAGCUUAUUACAAAAGUCUGGGACAACAGAAUAACCCUCUAAGAAAUCGUAAAUCCAAAAAACAGUUACCGUCAUGGUCUGGACCUUCACCUGGACCCAGAUCAAGUUUCCCAAGCGACAAUGACUCCUCGUAUUUCCCUCCUCAAGAAGAAGAUCCAAGAUCACAUCGAGCACAAAGCUGGGUAGAUGAUAGAGCUUCAAUAGGUAGACCUUCUGUGACUCCUACACCUGGAUCAGCAUAUGGUGGGGGCGGAAAUCAUGGUGUAUAUCCUCCUGCAUUCGAAGAACAACCUACACCUUCAAGAGGUACUUUGACCAGAGGCAGAAGACCUACCGGUAAUGGAUCGGAUGGCAGUAAUCAUCUGAAAAGACCUAGUGAUAGGGAUGAGGAUGAAUAUGGUCAUAAUAUGCAGAGGAGGAAAGUUAGCCAAACACAAUACGUUGGAAACGUAGCUGCUGUUGCAGAUCAUUAUAACUCUCGGCCUGAAGUAGGUGUGGAGGGAAGAGAGUUUUCACCCAUCAUAGGACUGAAGAAGUUCAAUAACUGGAUCAAAUCGGUUUUGAUUGGUAAAUUCGCUCAUAGACCACAAGGAAAGAUACUGGACAUCGGAUGUGGAAAAGGCGGUGAUUUGAAUAAAUGGAAACAAGCUAGAAUAGGUCUGUAUGUUGGGUUAGACCUCGCACAAACAUCUGUUCAACAAGCUGCUGAAAGAUAUCAGCGUAUGCGAAACCAAUUUGAUGGAUAUUUUUUCGCUCAUGAUUGUUAUUCCAAACCGAUUAGCGAUAUCUUGCCAGAUCAACUUCAAGUCAAAGAGCUUUACGAUAACGUGUCGAUGCAAUUUUGUAUGCACUACGCAUUUGAAUCCGCAUCAAAAGUUAGAAUGAUGAUUGAAAACGUAUCGAGAUAUCUACGUAAAGGUGGUACGUUUAUUGGAACCAUCCCAAAUGCGGAUUUACUACUAUCGAAGCUCAAUGAAUUACCUGAAGAUGACGAAGAAUUACGAUUUGGUAAUUCGUGUUAUUAUGUCCAAUUCUCGGAGAGAAAACACAAAGGAAUAUAUGGACAUCAGUACAGAUUCUUCUUGAUGGAUGCCGUGGAAGAUGUACCUGAAUACAUAGUGGAUUGGGAAAACUUUGAGUCAUUAGCAAUGGAAUACAAACUCCGAUUGAAAUAUAAAAAACCAUUUCACGAUAUAUUACAAGAAGAAAAGGAAUCGAGAGAUUUCGGUCCUCUACUUGGUAAAAUGGGUGUGGUCAACGAUCAAGGUGAAAGUGCAAUGGAUGAAGAUCAAUGGGAAGCAGCUAAUCUUUAUAUGGCAUUCGCAUUUGAAAAGAUAUGA
This is a messenger RNA of Kwoniella shivajii, 2646 nucleotides long. RefSeq lists its product as uncharacterized. The transcript has 7 exons. Lineage: Eukaryota; Fungi; Basidiomycota; Tremellomycetes; Tremellales; Cryptococcaceae. The record is from RefSeq and is a predicted model, not a curated record. Gene Ontology annotation, cellular component: nucleus. The coding region runs from base 1 to 2646 and encodes 881 amino acids. Gene Ontology annotation, biological process: 7-methylguanosine mRNA capping. Gene Ontology annotation, molecular function: mRNA 5'-cap (guanine-N7-)-methyltransferase activity.